Purpureocillium lilacinum is the source of this 2577-nucleotide messenger RNA. NCBI's taxonomy places the organism in Eukaryota, Fungi, Ascomycota, Sordariomycetes, Hypocreales, Ophiocordycipitaceae. The record is from RefSeq and is a predicted model, not a curated record.
AUGACUUCGCCCACGUCCAACGUUUCCCCGGCCGAAGGCCAAGAGCAGGCAGCCCCUGUUGCCGAUGCGACGCCUCAAGAGACCAAAUCCAAGACACUACUCCGUCCUUGCGCCCUUUUGCUUGGAAAUGCUGUUUUCGGUGGCGGCGUCAAGUUUGACGGCAUAAUACACAUCGCCCUCGUCUCGACCUGUCCUCCAGGGCAGGACCCGUGGAUUGGUCUGGAACUGCAUUUCCCCAUCGGCCCGUUAAACGAGGACAAUGGCUUUGGCAUGAUACAUCAUGUGAUGUCCGGGCCAUAUACGGUAAAGCCAGCUACGACUCACCGCGUCCGGGUCAAAUUCCCUCGCGACAAGUUCGAUUGUGUUGCUACGUCCGCCAGCGCAGAUUUAGUUUCUCGCAUGUCCACGGCAUUCAAAGACCUCACAAUUCUGGAGCUACGCUUGCAUAGUGACGCCAAAAUCACGAUAGAGGGCUAUGGAGUCCCAUUUGCGAACCAAUAUCAUCCUUGUGGCGAAUGGCUUAACGAGAACAUACCAAUGGUAGAAGGCCUGUCGCUGUUGGAUGUCCUUGAGCAGAGGACAUUUCGAAUCGCCGUGGCGCUGUCCGUCGAUGUUGCCAAGAGACAUGUCGACUAUACCAGGCUGCCCUCGCCAUCGAAAAACGCGCCUGGACAGGGCAUGGACUUGGAAGUCGGAUCACAGUCCCUCUGCGAGAACGACCUGGCGACAAAGGAACAGGCAACCGACAACUCCACGCCUCGCCUCAGUCACGCGUGUCUCCCCGUCAUCAACCUCCUUGGCAUACCGGAAGACCUUGUUGAUGCGCUCAUGGAAGACGUGCUCCCUGAAGAUCGAGCCAGAUAUCGCAAGUACCUCUCCGGCCGGCCGCUAGGUUUCGGCGUCAUAACAGGUGGUCCCGGCUUUGGCAAAACCACAACCCUCGCCAUUGGCACGAUAGCAAUGGUUUAUAGCCUCGGACGGAUCUACUGCAGCGCACCUACACAGACUGCUGUGGACAAGUUUGCAUCCCGACUCCAACAAAUCGCCAGUGCUGUUGCGGCCCGAUGUAGUGCAAGCCGUCCAGUUGGAAACCAGGUUCGGAAGCCGCUCAUCGUCCGUCCUCAUGCGAUUUCGGACGAGCUUUUUGCCUUCAAGCACUUGUUGCAGCACCCCCAAGACAUAGACGGUGCCGUGAAAACCACCGAUUACGCUGUCUCGUCCGACUCAAACCUGCACCUGUCCUUGGCGUUUUGGGUCCUCGUCGCCUUGCGCUCAAAGGCAACUGAGCGGUUCGACGUUGGUGCCAUGCCCGAUGCCCUUGGCUGGUUCUACGACAGCACGCACAGCAAUCCGGGCCUUUGGAGAAUUCGAGACAUGGCGACUGGGUUUAUGGACUGGGCUCAAUAUUGCGAAGGUGAAAUGGUUCCCGACGACAGAAUUGUGUCGGCCAUGCAGUCCGUUCUUCGUUCCGCCGAUGUCGUCUGCGCCACUCCCGCCAUGUCUUUGCUGCACAACAUUGCCGAGUGGAAAAAGCGGUCUACAGGCGUUGCCGUUGACGAAGCGUCCAGCGUCAAAGACCUGUCGACGAUCUGGACCAAGGGUUUGCCGUGCCCUCUCGCUGGCGAUGAGUAUCAGCCCUCCGCAGAUUUCGAGGACAUUCCCAACAUUUUCGGAAAUGACACGCAGCGUGUUGGCGAUCAUCCUCUAUGCCCUGGUCCCAACGGCAAUGUGUUACCGUUUAUGUUCUUCAAGGCCACUGGCUGGCCCAUUUACCGACUGCGAACACAGCUGCGAAUGGCUGAAGGGUUGUUCGACCUCUGUCAUAGUGAGGUUUACAACGAGAUACCCCUUGUCUAUGGCCCUCGGAGCGACAUUGGCCUGCCGCAUCACAAAAUCGGCAGAGACCUGGAGGCUUUUCUCAAAGGCAGAUUCCCGGACAUAUCGCCCGCUCCAGAUGGGUCAUUGCAGCCUGUUUUUGUCCACUGCAAGGGGUCAUUUUGCAACAGGCAGACCUAUGAGAGCCUUGACCAAGUCAAGAUUGCGCUCGAUUUGGCCCGCGAUUUCGUCAGCUGCCAGGCCGUCGAUCCUCGCCAGAUCAUCAUCAUGUCGACGAGUUUGGCUAAUGUCGGGCUCGUUUCUCGCCAUCGGGCGUCGCCCGAAUACGCCAGUCUUGCCGACAUGCCGCCAGCGUCCAUGUUUGAGCCAGGUCGCCAGGGUGACAUCGUCUUUCUCGUCAUGGGAACGUCAAAAACAAGCGGCCCCGGCUUCACGACGAACCAGCAGCGCUUGAAUGUGAUGCUCAGCCGUCAUCGGUGCGGACUUGUCGUGUUUGGCGACAUCAACGUCGCAGGUCCAGUGGAUGGAACAGGCACAACCAGGGCCAAGACACUUGGGAAGAGGGCCAAGAAGGAAGACCACUACACGUUUUCGGUAGUUGGCGAGGACGGCAAGAAGCAUUGGAUGAAGGCAGGCAUGCUUCACAAUGUUUAUAAAGCCUUGUACAAAGCGGGUAGAGUGGUGACGGUGGGGGUUGGUAGGCCGCAACCUGAAGGGCAUUCUGGGCUGGAUAUUGAGUAA